UUUGGAAUAUUAGAUCUUGCACACGACAUUGUCAAAAAUUCGACCCGAAUGGCUACACAUGGACUUUGUUAUUAUUUGGCGAUUGAAUCGCUCAACAAAGCAUUCAGUAGUUUUAUUCAAUUUAAAUCCAUUGAAAUCUUAUUAUAUUUACGUAAUAAUGAAUUAUUUUCAAUUGUCGAACUCGAUUUUGAUCAAUAUAAUCGAAAACUAAACAAGAAUAAUUUAACAAAUCCUUCAGAGAAUUUUCAAAAUUUGUUAAGAUUUGUUAAAGAGAAAUAUCUUGAAGAUAUUAAUGUACUUUGUAGUGAUAAAAUUGGAAAAGGGAAAAGUCGCAAAAGUUUUGAUCAACAUUCAUAUUUAAAAAAAGAACAAAUGUCAUGCAACCUUUUAAAUAUUAUUGCAGAUGACAUGACUUGUCCAAUUAGUCAUAAACCAGAAGAUCGAUUAUCGGAACAUCAUUUUGAGGAAGCUGAAUAUUUGUGCAAGGAAUUCUUAAAAACAUUUCCUAAAAGUAAUUCUAUGAGAUGCAUUUUAGCUUAUACAUAUAGAUGUCUUGAUGAUCAUAAACAGGCACAUUUAGUUUUAAAUGAGGCCAUUCAUUUAAAACCAAAGAAUCCCAUUUCAUGGUACAUUAGGGGGGAAACUUUUUUUAGAGAAAAAAAAUAUGAAGAUGCGGUUUCUGCAUUAACAUCAUCAUCGCACCAUAACUAUAAAAUGAAUAAUUUGUAUUUUAUCCUUGGCAAUAGUUAUUUUAAUCUUAAAGAUGACGCUAAUGCAUUAACAAAUUAUAAUUUAGAAUUACAAAAUAAUCCAAAUAAUCAUUUAUGCUUGAAAGAUUGUGCAUACAUUUAUGAAAAACAAGAGAAAUAUUCAAACACUUUAGAAAUGCUGGAUCGACUGUUAAACAUUAAUGAUCAUGAUUCGUUGAUUUUGUGCUAUUAUGGAGAAAUUCUCAUGCAAAUAGGAAGAUAUGAUGAUGCCGCAUCUUAUUUUACAAAAGCAAACAAGAUAGAUCCAGAAAAUAUUCAUAAUUUAAUCAAAAGAUCCAUUGCUUUUAUCGUACUUCAAGACUAUGAUAAAGCUUUAUUAGAUCUAUGUAAAAUUUUGCAUUUAAAUCCUUCAAAUAAUUUAGCAUACUAUUAUAAAGGGAUCGCUUAUACUUCAUUAGAUGAUAUAAAUGGUGCCGCAAUAGCAUUUCAAAAGUAUUUAGAAUUAGAUCCCAAUGAUGAAUUAGUCAAAGUUCAAUUAUAUUAUUUAGAAUAUAUACAGAAUAAGCAUAAUUCUAAUGAUAUAUUGAAAAAACUCAAUCAAAUUACUAAUAUUAGUUAUAACCGAGCCUUAUUGCCUUUAAGGUGUGAAAUAUAUAUUAAAUUAAAAAAAUAUGAAAUGGCUUUAAUGGAUUUGAAUAUAUUACUCUGGUUGAAUGAAAAAGAUAUUUCGUUUCUUUAUUUGUUAAAAGAACAUUCGGAUUUCUGGUCAUUCGUAUGUAGUUUAUCUGGCAAGGUAUUACGAAUUUCAUCUUAUGAGAAAAUGCCUGAAUCAUUUGAUCCUCAGAAAAUCCCCAAGUUUUUAUUUCAUUUUGCACAUGGAUUUGUUGUUUGGAAAAUUUGCAUCAACAAAAUAUCUUCAAAAGACUGUACCUUGAUUUUCACAAUUGAUACGGGAAAAAUGAAUUCCUCUCAGAAUCAACAAAAAAAGCACAUUCUAAAUUAUGAUAAAAUAUCAGAAUUGGUUGGAUUAGGGUGGAUUGAAUAUACGCCUCCAAUUCGAAUAAGCAUACAAGGAUUUGAAUGGGUUCAACCUUUAAUUAAAGUGAAAAAUGGUUAUAUCGAUAUGAAAAUUGAUUACAUUCGGACAACGUUUGAAAACAGAUCAAUUUACUAUCCUCAAGCAGGUCAUUUAUUACCUAAUUACAAACAGCAUCCAAAUGUUCCAGAAGUUUUUGAGGAUAAAUAUUUUUCAAAGAAAGAAAAAGAAAAUUUACUCGAAUUAAACGAUAUUCUUAACUAUUAA
Funneliformis caledonium is the source of this 2013-nucleotide messenger RNA. The record is from the annotation of a GenBank genome assembly. NCBI's taxonomy places the organism in Eukaryota, Fungi, Glomeromycota, Glomeromycetes, Glomerales, Glomeraceae.